Molecule: messenger RNA, 2268 nt
Organism: Puccinia graminis f. sp. tritici CRL 75-36-700-3
Lineage: Eukaryota; Fungi; Basidiomycota; Pucciniomycetes; Pucciniales; Pucciniaceae
Exons: 2
Coding region: 1-2268 (755 amino acids)
Source: RefSeq, a predicted model, not a curated record
AUGGCCAACCUAGUUAUUCCACCUUGGAGAGGACAGGUUUAUCCCCCUCAAUUACCUCCACUUCAGUACUACAAUUCUGGAGCCACCUUCUACCAACAACCUCCACCUACCUUUUAUCAGCAUCCAUCUGCCAAUACUUUAUACCAAAAUCCUGGAGCUACCUUUUACCAGCAGCCAACCACCAACAAUAUACCUUUCAACCCUGGACCUAUGAGAAACCCUCAAGCAACUGAAAGUGAUGAUUUGGACCCCUUGGAACCCCAGGCACCUUUAUCCCCUCAAAACACUGGAAGUCAGAAUGGAGCCCCUCCAGCAAGAAGACCAACAGUCAAAACCACUAACCCCAUAGAACCCAAGAAAGCCCUCCCAAUUCACUUUUUGGAGAGAGAACCUGAAAUGCCCAAAUAUACUGGAGGAAGAAAAACUGUGAAGAUUAAACCCUUGGACAAAGAACUUAUUUUUGAUGGGUCCAACAUGCCCAUAGAAAAAUUCAUCAAAAGAUAUGAAGCUGCUGGAAAUACAGAUGGAGCAAGCCCUCAAGACUUGGCCAACCAAAUUAUUCCCUUCAUAAAAGGAAUGGACCUGAAAGAUGAAGUAGAAGAAAUGUCAGGAUAUGAAGACUCCAACUGGGAAAAACUCAAGAAACAAUUGCUCAACAGAUUUGGAUCCUCCCUCCCCUUGGUCAAAUACACCAGCCAUGACCUCAAACACUUGGUUUCCUCUGCAAUUAGAGGAGGAGGAAUUAGGACCUUGGAGCACUUCAAAAUUUUCAGGACCAAAUUUGAGGCAAUUACUCACUACCUGGUAAGGAUGGGAUAUAGCUCCAACUUGGAAGAAUCCACAGAAUGUCUUUUGGAAGCCCUCAGUCCAGACUUGGAAUCCUCAGUCACUAAAGAACUUAUCAGAGAUAAUAUGAUGUUAGCCUCCAAAGAUGGUGGGGACAUUUUACCUGACACAGAAACCCUAAUCAGCUACAUCCACAGGGAAGUCCAAUCAGCCUCAGUCAUGGAAAGAAGAAAAAUCCUCAGGAACAUGGAGCCAGUUAAAACAGACAAACCUCAGACCCAGAAAACUCCUGACCAAAUAGCCAUGGAAGGACUCACCAAGACUUUAAGCAGUUGGCAUGCUCAAAAAGCAGAAACUCCAAAGUCUGACCCAUUGGUUUCCAAGAGUCAUGUCCCUUACAAACCUGCACAAUUGGAGAAGGAUUACAGUACCAUCAAAUGCAAUUAUUGUCUAGGAGUAGGACACACCUUCUACAGGUGCAACCUGGCCAAUGAAGAUGAAAUGAAGGGCCUAUUCAAGAAAGAUGGACCAAAUGUUAUCUUACCAGAUGGAACCCAAGUCCAAUGGAAUAAAUUCAAGGCCUUCAAGACAGCUGUUGACCAGUAUCAUCAAUCCCAAAAACAGCCAGGAAUUAUCAAUAUCCCCCCAAGAACUUUGGAUAAACCUUCAGAGCCCCAGACCUCAUAUGGUAAGUUGGAAGAAAUUGAUGAUGAAGAAGAUGAUCUCAGUUAUGAGUGUGAAGCUGCAAAAAGGACCAGAAGUGGAAAUGAAUAUCCAGAGGAAGUUACAGUCAGCAAGAAGGUCAGGAAAGAAAAAGAAGACCUGAUGGACAUAGACAAGGACAGACUCUUGGAGAUUGCCAGACAGGAUGACUACAACCCUGUAGAAUUGCCAGCCUCAUCAACCAAGGAAUACACACCCCCCAACAAGAAAGUUCAAUUUCAGAAACCUGUAGAAAAACAACCAAGCCCUCCCAAGGAACCUCCAAAGGAAAAAUCUCCUAAGAAGACCUAUGUGGAGAGACCCUUAACCAAUCAAUUUCCUGAUGCAGAAGACAAAGUGGUCAGCAGAAUGCUUAUGGAUGGAAGAAUGGAAUUAUCCCUUGGUGAAAUAUUUGCCAUUUCCAAUGGGGCUGUUGAGGCCUUCAAAAAGAAAAUCAGUCCAAAAAGAAUACCCUUGGAACCCACCAAAUCUACAAACUCUGGAGGAAUUGACCAAGAAGCUGAGGAUGAUGACAGCCCUAAUGAAGAACCUAGCCACUAUGCUUGUCCCUUGGGAUAUAUAGAUGUCAGUAUUAAUGGAAAACCCUUUCAAGCACUUUUGGACAAUGGAUCUCAAGUCAACCUACUACCCAGAGACCUGGCAGCAAGAAUGGGGCUAAUAAUUACCCAAAGAGCCAUGAACCUCAAAGGAAUAGGUGGCCACAAGAAUGAAAUCUUAGGAGAGAAGUACAACCAAUUCUGGGAAAACCAUGGCUCAUAG